This is a messenger RNA of Eutrema salsugineum, 2029 nucleotides long. RefSeq names its product CBS domain-containing protein CBSCBSPB2. Gene Ontology annotation, molecular function: protein binding. The transcript has 2 exons. The record is from RefSeq and is a predicted model, not a curated record. NCBI's taxonomy places the organism in Eukaryota, Viridiplantae, Streptophyta, Magnoliopsida, Brassicales, Brassicaceae. The coding region runs from base 315 to 1949 and encodes 544 amino acids.
ACAAAGGCAACUCUCUUAUUUCUGGAAUCAAACCCCUUUCUGAAGAUCAAUCAUAUAAAUCUGUGAUUGAAGUUUCUCUGAUGAUUUGAUUUUGCUCGUGAAACGAAAAGACGAUUUUUUAAAGAUUUUUUGGUUUACAGCUUCAAAUUUCGAAACGUAAUUCCCAAUUUGAUUUUGAAAGAACACCAAAACACCAACCCUACAAAUACACACAUUACACCAACGGAAAUUUCCAAGCUUUUCAAAUCCUCACCGUCAAUCUAAAUCGCCGAUUGAUAUAUGGGUGAUUAAAGGCUUCUCAUACUCCUAAAAACAUGACUACUCAGAAUUCAUCUGGAAGGAGAAGUAUUUCUAGUGUGAGACGGGGAACAUCAGCUUCCAAGAAACCUGUUCUCCAAUCCGAGGAGAGUGGAAGCAGUAGCCUGAACGAGAACAUAUCCAAACCGGAUUCACCUCUUGCUCAACCGGUUCCUAAUGGCGAGAGAACAGUCAAGAAGCUACGGUUAUCUAAAGCUCUCACUAUCCCUGAGGGAACCACUGUCUUUGACGCUUGUAGAAGGAUGGCUUCUCGGCGUGUUGAUGCUGUUCUGUUAACCGAUUCAAGCGCUCUUCUUUCAGGGAUUGUCACCGACAAGGACAUAGCCACGAGGGUGAUCGCAGAAGGGUUGAGACCAGAACACACCAUGGUGUCGAAAGUCAUGACAAGGAAUCCGAUUUUUGUCACCUCGGAUUCACUUGCCAUCGAGGCUCUUGAGAAGAUGGUUCAAGGGAAAUUCAGGCACUUGCCAGUUGUGGAGAACGGUGAAGUCAUUGCAUUGUUGGAUAUCACAAAAUGCCUCUACGAUGCGAUUUCUCGGAUGGAGAAAGCCACAGAGCAAGGAAGUGCUUUAGCUACUGCAGUGGAAGGCGUUGAACGUCAAUGGGGAAGCGGGAACUCUGCUCCUUAUCCUUUCAUCGAAACAUUGAGAGACCGUAUGUUCAAGCCUGCAUUGUCAACAAUAAUCACAGAGAACUCAAAGGUUGCACUCGUGUCACCAUCAGAUCCUGUCUUCGUAGCUUCCAAAAGAAUGAGAGAUUUGCGGGUUAACUCUGUGAUCAUCGCUGUUGGGAACAAAAUCCAGGGGAUUCUAACAUCAAAAGACAUUCUCAUGAGAGUUGUGGCUCAGAAUCUGUCUCCUGAACUGACUCUUGUUGAGAAAGUAAUGACACCAAACCCGGAAUGUGCAUCAAUGGAGACAACCAUCCUCGACGCCUUGCAUAUAAUGCACGACGGGAAGUUUCUGCACCUUCCGGUUUUAGACAAAGACGGAUUUGCAGCAGCUUGUGUUGACGUGCUGCAGAUAACUCACGCGGCUCUCUCAACGUUUGAGAACAGCUCAGGAGCUGUUAACGAUAUGGCGAAUACGAUGAUGCAGAAGUUCUGGGACUCAGCUCUCACGUUAGAUCCACCAGAGGAUUACGAAACACACAGCGAGAUGUCAACAAUGUUGAUAAACUCAGACGGAGCAGAUACAGGGAAGCAGUCUUGUCAAUCUCAAGGACUCUUGAGCUCGUUUGCUUUCAAGUUCCAAGAUCGUAAAGGGAGGGUACAUCGGUUUAACUCGACGGGUGAGAGUUUUGAAGAGCUAAUGUGUGUUGUGAUGCAAAGAUGUGAAGUGGAUUCUGGCCUGCAGAUUAUGUACCAAGAUGAUGAAGGUGACAAGGUUUUGAUAAGUAGGGACAGUGAUCUUGUUGCUGCUGUUGCUUUUGCUAGGUCUUUGGGGCAAAAGGUUUUGAGACUGCAUCUUGAUUUUACGGAGACAAUGUGUCUUGAGACGAUUGCAGAUUUGUCUGAGGGAAGUUGCGGUGGAGGCGGUGGUUGGGAUUGGUGGCGGACUGGCGUUGUGACCGGGGCUAUUGUCUUGACGAGCAUAGGUUUACUUGUUUACUUGAAACGUUCCAAGAAAUAAAUAUGUUGAAAUCGAAACUGUGCUUCUUGUCUUCUUUUUUUAACAGUGUAAAGCAAUAAUAAAAGAUAACCUGUUCCUAA